Molecule: messenger RNA, 1965 nt
Organism: Talaromyces rugulosus
Lineage: Eukaryota; Fungi; Ascomycota; Eurotiomycetes; Eurotiales; Trichocomaceae
Exons: 2
Coding region: 1-1965 (654 amino acids)
Biological process (GO): DNA-templated transcription; positive regulation of transcription from RNA polymerase II promoter by galactose
Cellular component (GO): nucleus
Molecular function (GO): DNA-binding transcription factor activity, RNA polymerase II-specific; RNA polymerase II cis-regulatory region sequence-specific DNA binding; zinc ion binding
Source: RefSeq, a predicted model, not a curated record
AUGUUCGUAACAUUUGCUGCAAGCUCUCCGAUGCACUGCGAUCAGGACCCCGAAAAGAGAGCACCCAAGCCGAAACGCGCUCCAGUCACCCGGGCGUGCUCUUGGUGUCGCCUGAACCGGGUGCGCUGCGACAAUUACCACCCUUGUCGUAACUGUCGCCAUAGAAAAGGCAAAUGUCACAGAGACCACACGGCUGAAGUUGCCACUUUGCCAUCAGUCUUGAAGGAAAAUCAAGCGUUGAAAUUACGGAUCUCCCAUCUCGAGACCCAGAUCCGAGACCGGACAUCGUCAGAGCCUCUGCCUCGGAACUGGCAACGGCCGUAUCUUUCCCUUGGCCCUGCUACGGACAUUCGUAGAGGGCUCGUGGUGACAAAUGAUAUAGGAGGAACCCCGCAACUUUAUGGAUUCUCGUCAUUACGCUGUCUCUCCUCAAGGAUCACCUUGCAGUUGCGAUCCGUGUACGGAUGGCGGUAUUCAGACCUGGACAUUCAAUGCCAAACAGCAGGUUCACCUUUCGCCUGGCCUACGAAUAUUGUUUCCAGCAAUGCAUCCGGCUCUCCUUUGUCACAAGAAGAACUUACAAACGGUGCCUACAUGACCCGAGAGCAGGAAGAUGGAUGUUUAAGACUUUUCUGGCAAACCUAUCACUGUACGGUCCCAAUCCUCGAUGAACGUGCGUUUAAGGAGCAUCACGCGUCAAUAUGGGCGGGUCGACCAGCCGAUAGCAGGAUUAGAGAAAACUCGCCGCUUGUUGAUAUUGUCCUUGCCGUUUGUAUACAGUACGGCAUGACUCUUGUACCCAGAGAGAAUACAAGUGGAUGCUUGGACGCCGACAUCAAUACCACUGAUGCGAGCAAUGCCGGCCGUUGGUACUUCCAGCGCUCUCAGUCGUUACUAAGCGCAUACCUUGAAAAUCCAUCAGUGAUGCUACUUCAGUGCCAAAUAAUAUCGAUCAUAUACCUACGUGAUGCCUCAUUUUCGAAUAUGGCGUCCAGUGCUGCAGCCGCUGCCGUUCAGACGGUUUACGCUCUUGGCUUUCACUUAGAUUUCAAUGGAGAUUAUUGCCGAAAGGAACGCGAGUUUCACAAACGGUUAUGGUGCAUGACAUAUGCAUUGGAAAGUAAAAUUAGCAUGGAUCUAGGACGUCCCUUUGUAACUCGGGAGCUCAACGUAUGCCUACCAUCAGAUGAUCCGGAGCUGGCAUCAAUAUCCAGCACCAUGUUUACGCAACCAUCGAAGUUGGGAAUUAGAUGGUUGAGUUACCACGUCCACCAUGUUGAUCUCAUUCGAGUGGCUCGGGGGAUCUAUUCGAACUUGGAGGAUAAUCGCGCAUAUGAACUUGCCACGAAUGGUGGCAAAGAAUUCUACGAUGACCCCCAAACCAUGGAGAACUGCAGUAAAUUCUUAACCCAACAAAUCAGUAUCCUCUUAUCUUGGCUACAAAGCGUCCCUGACAUAUUAAUCUGUCGUAGAAAAUGCAGUGGGCGUUCAUUUUCUACGGACGGAUCGGCACUGGACAUAGAUAGAUGUGCGCCCAGCUGGCUUCAGAUGCAAAUAUUCACGCUUGAACUCAUAUAUCACGAUACAAUAAUCAAUUUUUGCCGGCCCUUCAUUAGCUUCCAGGCGAACUCGAGAACCUCCACGCCACUAUCAGACGAGACUGCAGCCAUAUGCCUGAAACACGCCAUCACCGUCACGGAUAUAGUCCACCAAGUCCUAGAAGAAACAGAGACUCUCUACGGCUGGCAUCGAGCAUAUCAAUUUCAAUGGAAUGCUACUCUUUCGAUGAUAGGUUUCGCAUUUGGCUACCAGGAAUCUCCUCUCGUCCCAUCGGCUCUCAUGGGGAUAAAAAAAGCUAUUAGUGUCUUCGAUAUGUUUGACAAUAACUUUGCAGCGGCCGCAUGUGUAGGCCGAAUUACUCGCGACCUUUUCUCUAUGUUAAAUCAAGUUUUAAAACUGCUAUAA